Molecule: messenger RNA, 1770 nt
Organism: Insectozyma verbasci
Lineage: Eukaryota; Fungi; Ascomycota; Pichiomycetes; Serinales; Debaryomycetaceae
Source: the annotation of a GenBank genome assembly
AUGCCACAUCCAGGAAGACCAAAAGGUCGUAUGAAUAAAAAAACACAGCAAGCAUUAGCUCAAUCUCAUGCUGAAACCAUGGCAAGACAACAACAACUAGCUCAACAACAAUCUCGAAUAGGGACAGGGAUAAAUACAGCAAUAGCGUAUCAACAACAACAAAAUAUACUCCCGCAUCUACGUCCUCAACAUCAACAAUUUCAACAUCAACAAGCAGCACAACAAGCUCACGCUCAACAUAUUUUACAACAACAAGCAGCGGCUCAACAAGCAGCUCAAGCACAAGCACAAGUAGCUCAACAUCAUCAUCAUCAACAACAACAACUACAACAAAAUUCGUUAAAAGAAGAAACUGGAGUUCAAUUACACGAUGAAGCUGAUUUAAUAUCAUUUCGAAAUGAUGCAUUAUACAGAUAUACUACAAAUCAUGAAUAUAUUGAAAAUAUAACUUCAAAAUUAAUACAUACAAAUAAAAUCAUACCACCAAGUUUAUAUCCAAAUAUUUCAAAACGACAAGAAAGUGAAUACGAUGAUUUAAAACCUGAAGAUGUUUAUUUUGGUGAUUUAGGAUUAAUGAAAGAUGUAGAUAUGAGAUUGAAGAAGAAAUUAAGUAUAAUGCAUACUGAAGAUGAUCCAAAUUAUAAAGCUUAUUUAUUUGAUAUUGAUAAUUAUAAAUUUCAAAAAGAUAAAGUACGAAAAUUAAGUGAUAUACAACAAGAGAAUAAUUUAUCUUUGGAGACGGCAAAAAUGUUGGAAGAAGAUUUAAAUGCAAUUUUACAAGAACUGAAGGAGAAGUAUAAGAGAACAUUAAAGACUUAUCCACCAACUAGAAUGUGUACAGUGAGUAUUAAAACGAUAAAUCCAAAUUAUAAAAUAGAUGUAGCACCAAAAGAUUAUGACCCAAGGAAAUUAAACCCAAUGAAUAAUCAAAAUAAUAAUAACAAUCACAAUGGUAAUCAUAUAAAUGGCGGUUUAAGUUCUGAAAUUGAUAAUUUUGCAAAUAAUUUAGAUCCAGCUAAUGUUAAUGAUAUGAAUAGUAUUUUCCAAUUUGAUAAUGAUGAUGAUGAUGAUGAUGAUGAUGAUCAUAUGAAUGGAUUAGAUAAUGAUCAACCACCAUUUGAUUUAAAUUUAGACAAUCUUGAAAGUAAUAAUAAUAAUAAUGGAAAUGGAAUAUCGCAAGGUGAAUAUGUUAAAACUAAUGCAUAUGAUACAAGUGGAUCUAAUACAGAAAUAACAGGUUCAUUAUCUGAUAAUUUGAUAAAUAAGGAAAAUCCCGAAAAGAAUAAUCAUCAAUUACAAACUACAAAUCAACAACAACGUCCAGAAAAUAACAAUGCUGAUCUUAAGGAUAAUGAUUCUGCAGUAAGAGCAGUCGCUGAAGAAGAAGCAAAACGAGAUACACAAAAACCACCAUCACCUUCACCACCAGCAUCACCACCGACUGAAAAAGAAAUGAAUAAUGAUGGACAAUCACCACGAUCAGAACCACCAAUAGUACAACUGGUAUCUGGGACUAAUCAAACUAAUAGCCACCAACAAUCUCAAAAUUAUCCACAACAAGUUAAUCAAUCACAAGAUGCAGAUCAACAAGAACAAGCAAUUAUGGAUAAUUUAUUCAAUGAUAAUGUUAAUGAAAUGGAUCCACUGGCUAUUGUAAAUGAUGAUAUUGAUGAUUUAUAUAAUUUUGAUGGAAAUGGUGAUGAUAAUUUAAUGAAUCAUACUGAUUUUGAACAAGACUUUCUAAAUCAAAUUAACCAGGGAAUGGAUUAG